Sinocyclocheilus rhinocerous is the source of this 444-nucleotide messenger RNA. RefSeq names its product ATP-dependent RNA helicase DDX39A-like. The record is from RefSeq and is a predicted model, not a curated record. Gene Ontology annotation, molecular function: nucleic acid binding; RNA helicase activity; ATP binding. Lineage: Eukaryota; Metazoa; Chordata; Actinopteri; Cypriniformes; Cyprinidae. The transcript is spliced from 3 exons. The annotation marks the transcript as partial. Gene Ontology annotation, cellular component: cytosol.
CUACAGGUUUCUGUGUUGGUUAUGUGCCACACACGUGAACUGGCCUUCCAGAUCAGUAAAGAGUAUGAGCGCUUCUCCAAGUACAUGUCCAACGUUAAGUGUGCGGUCUUCUUCGGUGGGUUGUCCAUAAAGAAGGAUGAGGAAGUGCUGAAAAAGAACUGCCCGCACAUUGGGGUGGGAACACCAGGGAGGAUCCUUGCCCUCAUUCGCAACAAGACCUUGAACCUCAAAAAUGUCAAACACUUUGUGUUGGAUGAAUGUGACAAGAUGCUGGAGCAGCUGGAUAUGAGACGGGAUGUCCAGGAUAUCUUCAGACUGACCCCUCAUAAGAAGCAGUGCAUGAUGUUCAGCGCCACGUUAAGCAAAGAGAUCAGACCGGUCUGCCGCAAAUUCAUGCAAGAUCCGAUGGAAGUGUUUGUUGAUGACGAGACUAAGCUUACCCUG